AUGGCGACCCCGCAGCACCACGGCGACCAGUACGGGCGGCUGUUCCUAGAGGAGACGGGAUGGUACAACGAGAUGCUCCUGAGCGUGGUCCUUCCGGGCGACCGGUGGCGCGUGCUGCCGCACCUGGUGCAGUCGUGGCUGCGCAACUGCAUCGGCGUCUACCUCAUGUAUUUCAUCAUCGGCUUCCUAUGGUGCUUCGUCAUCUACCACUGGAAGCAGCACGAUUACGUCCCCAAAGAUUCUAUCCCUACGGUGGAAGCUGUGAAGAAGCAAAUACUUGUGGCAUCAGUGUCCAUGCCUUUCUACACUGUUCUUCCAACUAUAUAUGAGUACAUGAUUGAGAGUGGAUGGACACAAUGUUUCUUUCAUAUCAGCGAUGUUGGAUGGCCAAUGUAUCUUGUCUAUCUGGCUUUAUAUCUCAUCUUUCUGGAGUGCGGAAUGUACUGGGUGCACAGGGAGUUGCAUCACAUAAAGCCACUAUACAAGCACCUCCAUGCAGUCCACCACCUUUACAACAAGGAGAAUACCCUAUCUCCAUUUGCGGGACUAGCAUCCCAUCCGGUGGAUGGGAUUUUACUAGCCAUGCCGCAUGUGGUUGCUCCCUUCCUUUUCCCAACGCACUUCAGGACUAACGUUGCCCUCUUGUUCAUGGAGGCUAUGUGGACAGCUAAUAUCCAUGAUUGCAUUCAUGGCAAGGUUUGGCCGGUGAUGGGUGCUGGUUAUCAUACUAUUCACCAUACCACUUACCGGCACAAUUAUGGCCACUACACUAUCUGGAUGGACUCACUGUUUGGCACACUUCAAAAGCCAGAAGAUAUCUUCAAGGAGGAUUGAGUUGUUCAA
Messenger RNA from Lolium rigidum, 843 nucleotides. Its product is annotated as delta(7)-sterol-C5(6)-desaturase-like. Lineage: Eukaryota; Viridiplantae; Streptophyta; Magnoliopsida; Poales; Poaceae. The coding region runs from base 1 to 834 and encodes 277 amino acids. Gene Ontology annotation, molecular function: oxidoreductase activity; iron ion binding. The transcript has 3 exons. Gene Ontology annotation, biological process: lipid biosynthetic process. The record is from RefSeq and is a predicted model, not a curated record.